This is a messenger RNA of Annulohypoxylon maeteangense, 1694 nucleotides long. RefSeq names its product aldolase. Lineage: Eukaryota; Fungi; Ascomycota; Sordariomycetes; Xylariales; Hypoxylaceae. The coding region runs from base 175 to 1161 and encodes 328 amino acids. The record is from RefSeq and is a predicted model, not a curated record. Gene Ontology annotation, molecular function: 4-hydroxy-tetrahydrodipicolinate synthase activity. The transcript has a single exon.
AUAGCUACAAGUCCUUUUUUCUUUGUCUCAGUUUUCCCUUUUCUCGGUGCCCCUUUUCAUGCUUAUCUCCUUGUCCCGACCAUCAUCUAUACCUCGGUAUAUAUCGGCCCGCAGGCUAGACAGUGACAUCCUCAUUACCCUGAAUUUCACAUCAUUGCCACUCAGUCGGAAACCAUGACUGUCCUAAACAGCAGCGCGGCCAAUGGUCACACGACCGCGAGACGACCACUACCAUGUGGCAUUUAUGCUCCCACCAUGACUUUUUUUGACCCCGACACCGAGGAACUCGACAUACCCACCAUCAAGAAGCAUGCCGAGCGCCUGGCUAAAGCGGGACUGGCUGGCCUGGUCACUAUGGGGUCCAACGGCGAAGCUGUGCACUGCACACGCGAAGAAAAGGUAGCAGUUACACGUGCUACCAGAGAAGCUCUGGAUGCUGCAGGUUUCACUACUACGCCCAUUAUCGUUGGGGCUACGGAAGGGAGCGUUAAGGGGACUAUCGAACUUAGCAAGCUGUGCGCAGCGGCUGGCGGAGAUUAUAUUUUGAUCCUACCUCCAAGUUAUUUCCGUCCCCAGAUGGAUGAGGAAGCCAUAGUUGGUUAUUAUACAGCUUUGGCAGACGAGAGCCCACUCCCGAUCGUCUUAUACAACUAUCCUGGCGCCGUUGCUGGCAUCGACAUGGACUCGGACCUCAUUAUUAAGCUUGCCGAACACCCCAACAUCAUCGGAACCAAGUUCACGUGCGGUAGCACCGGUAAACUUACCCGCGUAGCGUUAGCUACCAACGCAAAGACACCCUCCUCAGAAGGCAGCGGCUAUAUGGCUUUUGGUGGCAUAUGCGACUUCACUGUCCAAACGCUAGUGUCCGGGGGAAGUGGAAUCAUCGCAGGUGGUGCCAAUGUCAUGCCUAAGGUCUGUGUCAAGGUAUGGAAUCUAUACUCCGAGGGAAAGACGGAGGAAGCUAUUGCAUUGCAAAAAGUUCUCUCCCGAGGCGACUGGUUCUUGACCAAGGCGGCAAUUGCAGGCACCAAGCAAGCAAUCCAGAGCUACUUUGGAUACGGUGGCUACCCUCGGCGCCCACUCAAGCGUCUCGAGAAGGCCAGGAUUCAGUCCAUCGCGGAGGGCAUACGGGAAGUGAUGGAGGUGGAGAAUUCAUUGUGAAUAGGAGAAAACGGGUUACCGGGAACUCGUUUGUGAAACCCACACGGACUGGCUAUAUGCCGUCAAUAUUAGCCGCGUGGCCGUUGAUCUCCUAUUCUUGGAAAGUGCGGGGUUCGAAUCCGGCGUGACGGAUGAGGCUCCUUCAGGAUGGAAGCAUUGGGUUCCCAUUUUCUCAACCGAAGAAAGUCACUUGACGUAGGUGGUCGCAUAUACGGAGGUGCAAACAUACCUAUACAAUACGUUUCGCGGGAAUUUAACAUAUCUCCUUGCUCCUUUUUGGACAAUGAGCACACUCUGGAAAUGUUCGUUAAUCUUAACGAUCUACUGGUCAUGAUAAACGUACAAUUAAGAACCGUAUCAGAUCGCGAAUGAGGAGGAGAGAGGGGAACUUGUGACACGGACUGACCGAAUCAUAUUCAUGUCCUGCUUCUCAUAACUUCAUAUCUCGGACUUGCUGAUACCACAGCCGUAACAAGAUGGAUGUAUUCUAUAUCCUCAUUAGCAUAACAAAUUUACGAUUAAAUUUCGCAAAA